This is a messenger RNA of Notodromas monacha, 3789 nucleotides long. The record is from the annotation of a GenBank genome assembly. NCBI's taxonomy places the organism in Eukaryota, Metazoa, Arthropoda, Ostracoda, Podocopida, Cyprididae.
UUUUUUGUUGUUGUUGCAGAGAAUCCGAGUGAUUUUUUUUACUCCUGUCUGCCAAUUGAAAAAAAAAAGAAAAAAUGCAGAAGAGAGGAAUGGCAGGGUUGAUAUGAGCACACCUGGUCAGAAACUAGUUGGGUACUGGUUGCCCGAAAGGAAAAAACAAAAGUUGGACCUUGAUGGGGUCGCACAAAUCCUCAGACGCAGCAAUGUGGAGUUCCGGGAGAUUGACGUGCAUCAACCGCUGGUGUCCCAAGGGCCAUUUGAUGUCAUUGUGCACAAGCUUGAUUCCAUGCUCCCAACAACUGACGAGGACGGAGAGAAGAUUGAAACUGUUUUGAAGGGUUUUGAAGACUACUGUGCCAAAUAUGAUGUGGAGUUGCUGGAAGCUCUGGGUCCAGGGGAUGUCUUGAGAGAUAGAUUGGCCAUGUGUCAUUUGCUGGCUGAAGUUUCCAGCGGGAUGAAAGGCGUUUUUACCCCGCCGUUUGCCUUGCUGGUGAGACCUGAUGUGAAUGAAAACCGCCAGAUUCUAAAGGAAGCUGGUGUCAGCUUUCCAUGUGGCAAGUAUCAAUUUACUUAUAUUCUUUUAUUCCCGAAUUGCUGAAACCUUUGGAGUCCAAGUCACACCAUAUGGCCAUGGUAUUCCAUCCUGGGGACCUGGACAAAUUUGAGUACCCGUGUGUAGCCAUGUCGUUUGUGAACCACGAUGCAAUUCUCCACAAGGUCUUCAUUGUGGGGAAUGAAGUCGAAGUGGUGUUGAGGCCAUCCAUUCAGAAUUUAAUUGCUGGCGAUUUGCCUAUGGAGCGGUUUCACUCUUCAAGGGUCUCCAAACCCGAUGCUGAUCAUCCAUUGAUUGGCCCAUGUGCUGCAACGCGACGUCGUCGAGCUGACAAUGCCAAGCGAUUGGACUUUAAUAUCGCAGCAGCCAUUGGGAAACGGUGUCGGGAAAGAACUGGGAUGAGGCUUUUGGGUGUGGACGUGGUGGUCGAUUCCACGACUGGUCACUACGGCCUCAUUGAUAUCAACAAAUUCCCGGGAUACGAGGGUAUGGAGAACUUGGCCCAGCACAUGGCCAAACUAUUGCUGCAAGUGCUUAAAGAACGAGAUGCCGGAGCAUUCAUCCUUGGGUCUUCUGAGCAUCACUGCCAGAUGGAUUAACCGCAGACUUGGAAUUUUAUUUUCAUACUCACCCCCAAUGUGUUAACUCACCCCGCCCAAUUUUUGUUUUGUUUUUAUAAUGCCAACGCAAGUUGCGAAACUGCUGCAGAUAUUCAUUCAUCUCAGGAAGAAGAGGGAUGAGGAGAGAGAUUUAAACGAAGGGGGGGCUAUUGGUUUUGUACGGAUUCGGGAAAAAGGAAAAAAAAAAAGAACCCUGGUACUUUCAGUGUGAUAUAACCUCUGCAUUACUUGGGUUUCUCCGCAGUUCAAUAAAGAGAGCAGGAAUACUCACGGAUGUCGGAAAAGAAAAAGGAAAAUCCGAGGCUUGAGAAGGAUUACUUUUGCUUGAAUAUUUCAUUCAUUUUCUUUCUUGGCAUAUCUUGGUCUUUCUUUUAUUUUAUGGAAAAAAAGAGGUGUGUGAUCUGUAUGGUGUGUCUCAGGAGGUGCUGGGGGUGGUGUGAAGAUGUCGCGCUUUGUCCUGAAGCCGUCUGCGCUGAGCAAACAGGCCUCUAAGCUGGAGUAUUAUGCUACUGAUGACGCAGGAAGUGCGAAAAAGCCGCGACUGGACACAGACAAGGAUCCGGAAGAAACAGACGAGAAGAGCAAAUCCGAAGAGAAGCGGAAUGAAAGUGAGAACCAGAACCCCAAGACGGGUGAGAUGGUGAAAUUGCCUGCGGCCCCGGUCUUUAUGCCAGACGCACCCGUGGUUCUCCCACCCUCGGCAACUCCUUCCCAAUUUAUCUUUGGCACAAACGUGAGAGACCGUGUGGUUGGUGUGGAUCUGAAUGCCGAGGAUGCCAGCAAGGAAGACGAUUCCGAGAACAAUGGUCUCAACAAUGGCGAGAAGAGGGCUGAGGAACCUGAAUUGAGCAAUAAUGGUGAAAGUGGCGGAGAAGAAGGUGCCAAGAGCCUUUCCGAAAGCGCCGCGGAAUACGAGCGACGCCGCGACGAGGCCCAAGGCGAGCAGCGACGUCUCCUCUAUUCGGAAGUCGUCGUCACGACCGGGGAAGAAGGCGAGAAGAACGUUCUUCAUUUAUCCUGCAAACUCUAUGCCUUUGACGCCGCCGACCACAAUUGGGUGGAGCGUGGACGCGGGGAAUUGCACCUCAACGACGACGUCGUCGACGACGACGGAGACGGAGAACCCGGAAAAGGCGGCGGUGGGAUGUCGAGGAUCGUGAUCCGAACCCAGGGAUCCCUGAGGGUCGUGCUCAACUCCCGCGUGUUUCCCGAAAUGACGGCGCGACGGGUGCGGGAGAAGACGGUGGAGUUCACGGCCGUCGCCGACGACGCCGUGGUCAAGAUCUUCCUGGUCCAGCUGUCCAAUGCUCACGAUGCAGAGUUGCUGCAUCGCAGUCUGGAGGAACGGAUCCGACGACUGCGCGGAACAACAACAACGACGACAACGAAAGCAGUCGCUGCGCGGAGUACAAGAGAAGAGCGAGAUGAAGAAGAAGCAGCAGCAGUAGCAGCAGCAGACAUAGUGGAAGGGGAAGAAGAAAACGAAAGUAGAAAAGAGGAAACGGCUCUCUGAUCUUCCCAUUCUUUCCCAGAAAGAAUUGUGAAGGAGGAGAGAAGAAGCCGGCUUUUUCCAUCUUCCCAGUGUAAUGUGACAGCCUUUGAAUGGAAAAUCGUGUGUAAAGGGAAAAACUGUUUUUUUUUUCUCUCCUCAAAUGAGACGAGUUUUAUAAUUAUUUUAGAAAACUUAUAUGAAGUGUUCAGUUUAAACUCAUAUUGAAGUCCUUGUUGAGAGACCUACUUGACUUACGUUAUUUUGUUUUUUUUUGGAGGUCUUAUUCUAGCAUUUAUGUCUAGUCUUCAUUUUAAAAGUACUGUAUCAGGUCUUAUUUCACUCAGAUUUUAUUUUGAAGUCUCAUCUUAUCUUGAAGAAUCUUGGAAUAAUGAAUUUUAGAAGAUUCUUAUGUUGACCAAUUUUUUAAAGAAGCUCGGGGUUAUUGACGACCUAAUAUAAAUGAGCUUAGUUUUAGGGUGCGAUGACUCUUUUUAUUUUGAAAAUACGAUGGUUAUGAGUUCUGGUUAUGCUUUCAUUUCUUAGGGACUUACAGAUUUUCUUCUCAAUAAAAAGAUCCGAACCAAGGAAAUAUCUUGGUAGAACAGGUCUGAGUUGAAUAUUCCGUGUGCUGAGUUUACCACAUGUAAGAUAGUAUAUUGGAGAAUUAAGCGACGGUUAAUUUUAUUGAUCAGUAGGAAAAUGGAGUAAUUGAAUAAAUGAGUUUUUAUUUCGGUAUUGACAAGUUUCAGCGGUUUUUUGGUAUUCAGAAAAAAGUGUAGAAUGGAUUCGCUGGAAAAUCCAAAUAUAAUUCUCAAUUCCUGAUUUGUCGGAUGAUUGAAAACUCUUCAGAGCGCAAAGGUUUGUUUUAAAGACCUGGGUGCCCUUGUGGGGCUUCUCGAACUAAGAUUUGAAUUGUAAAACGUCACAAUAACUGAGUUCUUUUUUUUUCUGAGGACAGGUUGUCAUGUUACACUGGCAGUUUCUGCAGUUGUGCUUUUUUCUGCAGUUUUUCUUCUACAUGCUUCUUUGUAUGCGCGUCUUGAAUCCAGGGUUUUGUGAGUGCUUUUUAUGAGAGAAUGAGGUAUGAGGAAAUAUAUUCCGCUCGACAAUUUCAUGAAAACAGA